GACGUGAGCCUUAGAUGGAGGGUCUUAAUUUACCAGAAGCACGUAUACUCGUGACGCUCAGCAGCAGUCAGCAUAUACUCGUGAUCGAAGAUUCUAUACUUUAUCAGCAGCAGCAUACAAUCGGGAUGGAGGAUUCUACUUUACUAGCAGCAACGUAUACUCGUCAUGGGCUAGUCUCCUUUGGCAGCAUCAGCAUACAUACACUCGGAGUGAGCUGGUUUGUAUGUAAUGCUAUUGAUGUCGAAGUAACAAGCACGGCAACUCAAUACAAUAUGGCGGAUACCCAGGGAAAGGUCAACUUAAUGCUUGAUUGAAUGGAUAUCAUAUUCAUCAAAUACUUUGACAUUGAAACGCAACCCUCAAACCCCGUGGAUCAUAUCGUUGUUAAACCUAAGUAUGCUGUUUAGUCGCUUGCGGUCGUGAUUAA
Molecule: messenger RNA, 427 nt
Organism: Zychaea mexicana
Lineage: Eukaryota; Fungi; Mucoromycota; Mucoromycetes; Mucorales; Lichtheimiaceae
Exons: 4
Source: RefSeq, a predicted model, not a curated record